Megalobrama amblycephala (Wuchang bream) is the source of this 2231-nucleotide messenger RNA. RefSeq names its product sialic acid acetylesterase (gene siae). Gene Ontology annotation, molecular function: sialate O-acetylesterase activity. NCBI's taxonomy places the organism in Eukaryota, Metazoa, Chordata, Actinopteri, Cypriniformes, Xenocyprididae. The record is from RefSeq and is a predicted model, not a curated record. The transcript has 10 exons. Bases 144 to 1715 code for a protein of 523 amino acids. Gene Ontology annotation, biological process: carbohydrate metabolic process.
ACGUUCGAGAUAAGCUACGGUUUGACACCUUAGUUUGAGAAUGGAACAAAUUCUGCUUAUUCUGCAGAGCGCGCGCAGUGUUUGCUUCCUUCUCAGACUGGCGCUGUUUAGAUGCACUUCCUUGUCUUGAAUCACUUGUGAAGAUGUUGAUUCCGAUUAUUUUCUUAUUAGUUUUGAGCCCAUUUGCAAGUGUUUUACAUGCAGCGGAAGUGUUUCGGUUCUCUUCUUAUUAUGGAGAUCACAUGGUUCUGCAGAAAGCCCCAGCCAAAGCAGUCGUGUGGGGAUUUGGACAGACAGGAGCCGAGGUUGUGGUGUCAUUGUCUGAACCACACAAAGGGUCAGCAAGCUCUGCUCUUGUUGUCAAUGGUAUUUGGCGCACAACUCUCAAUCCUGUGGAGGCUGGUGGUCCCUACAAUUUAACCGCAUCUCAGAAUACAACUAAAAGCUCAAUCACGCUCACAGAUGUGCUCUUUGGAGACAUCUGGAUAUGUAGUGGACAAAGUAACAUGGCAUUCACUGUUAGUCAAUUGAUUAAUGCAACAGAGGAGCUGGCCAUGGCGUCUAAGUUCCCUAACGUGAGGAUCUUCCAGGCUGCCUUGGAGCAGAGCAGUAAGGAACUAAUCGAUCUUGCUGGAGUGGAAGUUCCUUGGUCUCGACCAACAGCGAAAUUGCUUGGUGGAAAGCCAUUCAGCCAUUUCUCUGCAGUUUGCUGGCUCUUUGGUCGCUAUCUCUAUGACACACUGACUUAUCCCAUCGGAAUAGUAGAGUCGUGUUGGGGAGGCACACCUGUUGAAGCCUGGUCAUCCCCAAGGGCUCUUCACAAGUGUGGAUUGAAGAGCUCAGAGAGCAGUGUUCCCUAUAGUCCUCAGCCUGUGGAAAGUAACCUCUUGCUGAACCUGUCUGAAAAGUGGAAAAGUUCAGUGCUGUGGAAUGCCAUGAUCCAUCCAUUACUCAACAUGACCAUAACAGGAGCCAUUUGGUACCAAGGUGAGGCUAAUACAAACUACAACAGAGAUGAAUACAACUGCUCGUUCCCUGGCAUGAUUGACGACUGGAGGAUGGCUUUCCAUGAAGGCUCGGGUGGCCAAACUGCACUAGACUUCCCAUUUGGAUUCGUACAGCUAAGCACAUUUCACAGAAAAGCUCAGAACGAUGGGUUCAGAGAAAUACGCUGGCAUCAGACAGCAGACUAUGGCUUUGCCCCUAACGAGCGCAUGAAGAACACCUUUAUGGCUGUUGCUAUCGACUUACCUGAUGAUAAGUCCCCCUGGGGCAGUAUCCACCCAGAGUAUAAACGGGAUGUGGCACACAGACUUGUGCUGGGGGCAAGAGCUGUCGCCUACGGGGAGAAGAACGUGUCUUUCCAGGGACCUUUCCCUUCUCAGAUCGUGCUCAACCAGUUUUUCAUUCGCAUUGUGUUUAAUCAAAGGAUAUUAAAGGAUAUUAAUGUCACCCUUGAUGAUAAUUUUUUUGAGAUCUGCUGCUUUGAGGAGAAAAAGUGUGGAUCAGAUGAGAAUUGGUUGCCUUCUUCCAUUAUAAAACAUGGCUUAAAUGAUGUCUUUAUAUCUAUACCACCACCGUGUUCAGAUGCUUCUGUUAAAGCGCUCCGUUAUCUCUGGACAGACUGGCCCUGUAAAUUUAAAGCCUGCCCCAUCUACAGCUCUGAUGGACUCUUACCUGCACCACCGUUCAUCCUGGCCAUAACAAAACAGUGACCAAUGAUGGUUAUGUUUAAAAAAUGUCUCUUCAUAUCAUGUAGCUGUGAAUUAUAAAUAUAUAAAUGAGUAAACUGUUUACUGAGAGACAGAUUUUAAUGCACUUAAUCUUUUUGAGUAACAUAAGCUGGAAAUGUCUGUAAUUUAAACUUGACUGGAGAGCAAUUUUACACAAUUUCCACCCAAUUCAGUCAGUUUGCACUUUAGAUGUGUCCUUUUUUGACAGGUCACACAUUUUAUGUGGUAUAAUUUAAAACAUUUUGUGUUGACAGGCCAUAAAAUGUUUUAGGUUGAUUUUUGUCCUGUGACAGCAUGAUUUUAAAGUUUGUUCAGUGAAAAAUUCAUAUUAUGAUAUUAUUUUUAUCUAGGUUGAAUGACAUAAGUUUUUUUCUGUUUGUGGCCUUGAGAAAAAGCUUUCCUGCAGCUUUCCUUUCAAACCUAUUUUUGUAUUUUCAGUUUCAGGAUUGGGUUUAGAAAAUGUAAGCAAUAAAAAGUGAAGAACUAAUAUUUACCAGA